AGCCGUGGUAACUAAUUUCAACUCCUUCCGGACAAGUUCGUCUUUCUUCAGGAAAUGCUGCUACACCGUUGCGUGAAAAAAGUGCGUGGGCGAAGGAAAUUAUCUUGGUCCACGAGUUUCCACGAGUCGCGCAACAUAUUGUGAAGCCUGGGGACGAAGCUUGGCAUGUGUCUUUUGAAACUAGGGCCAUCGAAGACAAACUUUGUGUUCUUAUCAAUAAACUUUCAGGUUUAUUCCUCGAAGUAUGUCUUUCCGUGGUCGGGGUGGUAGUCGUGGUGGUAGUCGAGGUGGGGGUCGUGGUGGUUUUCGCGGAGGUCGUGGUGGCAGGGGUGGCAGAGGCGGGGGUAAUCGUUUUCAGGAUUAUGGUCCUCCUGACCACGUUGUUGAACUUGGAGAAUAUUUACAUCCAUGCGAGGAAGAUCUGGUCUGCAAAUGUUUAAAUGAAAAAAUUCCAUAUUUCAAUGCUCCCGUUUACCUUGAAGACAAGUCACAGAUUGGAAAAGUUGAUGAUAUUUUUGGGCCAAUUAAUGACUUUUUCUUUUCUGUCAAACUUGGACCUGGAAUGAAUUCAACCAGUUUUAAUAAUAAACAAAAGUUUUUCAUUGAUCCUGAAAAGCUUCUACCUCUAGCAAGAUUCCUGCCCAAGCCGGCAGGACAAAAAGGUCCCCGUGGGGGAGUGAGAGGAGGAAGAGGUGGCAGGGGACGUGGAGGAAGAGGUGGCCGUGGAGCUCGUGGAGGAGGGGGUAGAGGUGGUUUUCGUGGUAGAGGAGGUGGGGGAAGAGGUCGAGGAAGAGGAGGGGGAAGAGGAUAUCGUUAAUAUUUGCUUUAUGGCAAUCAACACAACUUUGAAGGACAUUCACAGAAAAUUUCAACUUUCAAUCAUGACACUUCCAGUGGUACUGGGUCCUAUUGUGCAUGCAAACACUUUGUGACAGUGAAUGCUCGUUGAAGACUCUUGUACAUUUAAAAAAUAAUAAACAUUGUACAUUUAAAAAAUAA
Dendronephthya gigantea is the source of this 999-nucleotide messenger RNA. Its product is annotated as H/ACA ribonucleoprotein complex subunit 1-like. Gene Ontology annotation, biological process: ribosome biogenesis; snoRNA guided rRNA pseudouridine synthesis. Gene Ontology annotation, cellular component: box H/ACA snoRNP complex. The record is from RefSeq and is a predicted model, not a curated record. The coding region runs from base 245 to 817 and encodes 190 amino acids. Lineage: Eukaryota; Metazoa; Cnidaria; Anthozoa; Malacalcyonacea; Nephtheidae. The transcript has 7 exons. Gene Ontology annotation, molecular function: box H/ACA snoRNA binding.